This is a messenger RNA of Oreochromis niloticus (Nile tilapia), 1578 nucleotides long. RefSeq names its product programmed cell death 1 ligand 1. The coding region runs from base 481 to 1020 and encodes 179 amino acids. Lineage: Eukaryota; Metazoa; Chordata; Actinopteri; Cichliformes; Cichlidae. The record is from RefSeq and is a predicted model, not a curated record. The transcript is spliced from 4 exons.
AACAGAUGUAGGACCACUGAGACGUUACAUGUUAAGCCUCAGUGGUUAUUGGAAAUGUCAAACGCCGUUGCAGAUUUUUGAGUUAAUACAGAUAAAGUUUAUAACGGUGUUGUUGGAUUGAGUGUGUUGGGCAGCUGUAAUUAUGCAUAUUAGGGGAAAACUUAUAAAAAGGUCUGGAGACGUGUGCACGUGUGUAAGGGUGGGCAGGGCUUUUCGGCAGAACUAACGAGGAAGCCGUGGAAGUUCUUUUCCUCAUUGAAAAACUGCGUCAUUUAUUUAUUUCCCCGUGUUUGGAGCCAUGUGAAGCUUGACGUAAAGUCUGAGCUCUGGAUGAGCAGGAAUGUGGAUUCUACCGCAGAUAUCUGGAUAAAACUUUUGAGAGGAAGAUCAAAGUUUUUUGUUUGUUUGUUUGUUUUAGUUGAGACUGCGCUGCUUCUGCGUCCGAGUCGUGAAAGAAAGACACGGCAGGCUCAAUGAAGAAUGCCAGGCUGCACAGCUCUCUUCCUCUCAGCAUUAACAGUGACUCUCUUCUGUGCUGCAGUCGGUCAGACUAAAUUCACUAUGAGUGCAGAACAGGAGGUCUACCAAGCAGAAGAAAACAGUAACAUCACAAUGACCUGGCUGCUCCAUUUCGACAUCAACAGGCCUCCUGACUUCCUACAAAUAAACCUCAUAAAUGUGAAAAAGAAGACACGGGUUUUCUUCUAUAACAGUGAGACUGGUACUGAGGUGUAUCCAGAUGAGAACUACAGAGGACGACUGCAGUGUGAUCCACAGCUCGCCAGGAAAGGACGACUUGAAUGUCUCUUAACUGAUCUCAGGCUCAACGACACGGGGACAUAUCACUGCAUCGUUGUCCUUAACGAAGAAGCUAGUUCCAAAACCUGUGACCUCAAUGUUACAGCUGCUGUCAAAAAACCUGUGGCAGAGAGAUCGACACCAGUGAGGAGAGGGAGGAACGGCCUAUAUGCAGUGCCAGCUUUGUUUAUAGUGGUGAUUUUUGUACUUUUCCUUUUGUAAAUAACUGCUGUGUAUUUAUGUGAAGUAGCAGCCCAUUACAGAUCACUCCUGAGGUCACCUCUGACUGUAAUGAGGCUGCUGACAGUUUUUUAAAGUAUUGUCAGAAUUCCUCAGAGCUGUACCACAGAGCAGUGCACACUUACAUCAUCCUCCACUCUCCCAUAUUUAACACAAACUUAUGCACUUUUAUUCCCAAGUUUGUUUGUUUUUUUUCAAUUAUUUUUCCAUUAUUUUUACACCCUGACUUGCUGCAUCCCAUUUUGUUACGUUUAGACUGAAACAUGUGGAAAAGAGAAAUUUAAUCAUCACUUUACCAAAAACACUAUUUAUCCCAAAUGUCAAACAUGUUCGUUCAUCCUCGCUGGAUUGUUAUUCACACCACAAUAUUGUCAUUAUUCACACAAUGUAUUUAUUUUUCAUUGGUACAAUGUGUGGCUAGCACAAAUGCUAACCAUAAACUGAAGGUAAUAGGGUAAACAGCUGCUUUGUUAUAGUUCUUACAGUUUUAAUGCUACCUCAACUUUAAAAUUUACGUUUUUGUACUGAAGGAGUUAAAAA